Molecule: messenger RNA, 2515 nt
Organism: Triticum dicoccoides
Lineage: Eukaryota; Viridiplantae; Streptophyta; Magnoliopsida; Poales; Poaceae
Product: histone-lysine N-methyltransferase, H3 lysine-9 specific SUVH1-like
Exons: 3
Coding region: 108-2156 (682 amino acids)
Cellular component (GO): nucleus
Molecular function (GO): double-stranded DNA binding; zinc ion binding; histone methyltransferase activity
Source: RefSeq, a predicted model, not a curated record
ACCUGUGGCCUCCAAAGAAGUGAAACCACAAGGCACCAGCGAGCGCUUCGGUGGAGAGAGGAAGAGCUUUCGCCUUUCGCUCCGACGGCGUCCUCCAGGAGUUCACCAUGGGGAGCUUGAUUGGCGAAGCAGAAACUGCGGAGCAGCCCCUGGACCCGAAGCCACUGCACUCACUGGCGCCCAUGUUCCCUACCCCUCCAGGGUAUGAUGUGGCAAUAUCCGACCCACCAUUCUUCUACAUCACACCAAUACAGCAACACCCUGGGCCGGCUGCAGCUUCAUUUGCAGGGCCGCCACCACAGCAACACCCUGGGCCAGCUCCAGCUUCAUUUGCUGGGCCGUCACCAGGGCCAGGGUCCGCAGUUCCUCUCAAGGCUACACCAAUCUCGGCGGCAUUUCCCGCGCGGCGACUCAAAGAGGAAACCUCGGAUGAGGAUUACACUCCUGCUUCCGAGAAGAGGAAACCAUCUUCAUCUUCACCCAAGAGGACAGCCAAGAGGGUUCGGCAGGCCGGAGACUCCACUGCAGCCAACACCAAGCAGAGACCGAUCAGGAGGAGCCUGAGCAAGGAGCUAGCCGGCUGGCCGUCCACAUCGGACAACCCACGGGAGGCGGUGGAGGCGACCAUGGCCAUGUUCGACUCGCUCCGGCGCCGGACGCUGCAGCUGGAUGAGAAGGAGGGCUUGGGCAGGCGCGCCGACCUGAAAGCCAGUGUUCUCAUGAACCAUAACAACCUGAAGAUCAACACCCUCAAGACGAUAGGCCCCGUCCCGGGCGUCGAAAUCGGAGACAUCUUCUUCUACAGGAUCGAGAUGUGCAUCGUGGGGCUGCAUGCGCCAUCCAUGGCCGGCAUCGACUACCUGUCCGCUAAGCUUGCCGGGAGGGACGAGAGCCUGGCCGUGAGCAUCAUCUCGUCCGGCGGAUACGAGAACGUCGAAGAUGAGACCGACACCCUGGUGUACACGGGCCAAGGAGGCAACAGCCGGCGCAAGGAGAAGCACGACCAGAAGCUGGAGAAAGGGAACCUUGCUCUCAGCAACAGCGCCAGCAAGAAGAACCCGAUCAGGGUGGUGCGCAGUGCGCGGGACCCUUUCUCCAUCACAGCAGGCAAGGUUUACAUCUACGAUGGGGUGUAUCGCAUCGAGGACUCCUGGAUGGACACGGCCAAGAACGGGUUCAGCGUGUUCAAGUACAGGCUGAGGAGGGAGCCGGGCCAGCCUGACGGGUUUUCAGCCUGGAAGAUGACAGACAGGUGGAAGGCGAACCGCGCCACAAGAGAAAAUGCCAUCGUGCUGGACCUGUCAUCAGGGGCUGAGAUCCUGCCUGUGUGCCUUGUCAACGAAGUCGACGGCGAAGGGGGGCCGAGCCACUUCAAGUAUGUCACCGGAGUGAAGCACUCGAGACCUCUUGGUAGGAACAGGCCAUUGCACCACUGUGAGUGUACUAGUGUGUGCAUGCCAGGUGACCCCAAUUGUUCGUGCGCGCGGCAGAAUGGCGGCGAUCUUCCCUACGACUUAGACGGGGUGCUCGCGAGGCAUGUUCCUUUGCUGUAUGAGUGCUCUCGUGACUGCCAUUGUACCAAGAACUGUCGAAACAGGGUUGCACAGAAAGGUGUUCAGCUCAACUUUGAGGUUUUCCGGACCGGAGAGCGUGGAUGGGGUCUCCGAUCAUGGGACCCGAUCCGUGCCGGCGCAUUCGUUUGCGAGUACGCCGGUCAAGUCAUGGACGAAACUAACAUGAGCAUGGAUGUCCAGGAGGACGAGUACACCUUUCGCACAACAUGUCCAAGUGACAAGGCUCUGAGAUGGAACCUGGGUGCAGAGUUGCUCGAGGAAAAAGGUGCAGAUGAUGCCACAGCUGAGAGGUUUAAGAAGCUUCCUGUCGUGAUAAGUGCAAAGGAUGCAGGCAACGUUGCUCGUUUCAUCAACCAUAGCUGCUCCCCGAAUCUGCUCUGGCAGGCUGUGCAAUAUGACCAUACCGAUGACAGUUAUCCGCAUAUCAUGUUCUUCGCCAUGAAACAUAUCCCUCCCAUGACUGAACUGACAUAUGAUUAUGGCAUAAGAGGGGCUCCUCCGGGCCUCAAGGGGAAAUCUCCCCUGGCUUGCAAGCUCAGGCCAUGCUUCUGUGGAUCUGCAAACUGUCGAGGUUCUUUCUGACACAAAAUUUGCUGGGCAUAAACAAGGGAAACAAGGUUAUUACGCUGAUGUAUGGUAGGAGUAGAUCGUGGCUGGGCGGUCCAGCGGAGUAGCCAGCGUCUCUGUAUUUUGGACAAGGGAGCAUUCAGAGUAGGCAGCCGUCCUCUCUGUGGUAUUUUGUAUGCCGGUGGUGGCCAAGAGUGUGUCUGGUGGCUUCUGUGAUGCAAAAUCAUGUGUAGUAGAUGUUGCAUAUGCAGGCGUGUAAUGUGCAAAUCAUGCAGCAGCUGUCAUCUAUAAGACCUGAACCAUCUGGCAUCAUGUGUUCUUACUUACUGUUGCACCACCGCUGCUGCUUUUGCUCUCUGAACUGCUUCUGUGAA